This is a messenger RNA of Grus americana (Whooping crane), 6428 nucleotides long. RefSeq names its product sterol O-acyltransferase 1 (gene SOAT1). Gene Ontology annotation, cellular component: endoplasmic reticulum membrane. The transcript has 16 exons. The record is from RefSeq and is a predicted model, not a curated record. Lineage: Eukaryota; Metazoa; Chordata; Aves; Gruiformes; Gruidae. The coding region runs from base 1708 to 3363 and encodes 551 amino acids. Gene Ontology annotation, biological process: cholesterol metabolic process; cholesterol efflux. Gene Ontology annotation, molecular function: cholesterol O-acyltransferase activity; cholesterol binding; fatty-acyl-CoA binding.
CUGCUGUUUUGUGCGUUGCGGUUGAGCUAUGGAAUGACCUUAACUUUGUUUUGGUACCUGCUUAGUUUGCGGAGAGCUCUGCGGAUACCGAGGGUGUAGCACGCUGGGUCUGCUAGUUACUGUUAUGCCCAAGGGUGAAAGGAAAACCUUGGAGUCUGAAAGGUGUUUGGAAUAAGGUUAUUAUUUAGCAUAAGCGGUAUUGGAGGUAGAAUAGGUGCUGUCACUGUGCUACCAAGCCUUUUGAAAUGCAAAGAUGUACUUCUGUAGGGUGAUGGUUUUCUCCUAAGACAUGCUUAUAAUUACCAGUGUUUUGAAAGGGAAGAUGGAGGAACUCAAGGUUUCUGAGACCUUUUACAAAUACCAUAACACCAUCGUGCCUAUAGAAUUAGGGGAUGUCUGCUGGGAAAUCUGACAAUGGGAUGCGCUUGUGGUUCUAGAUGUCCUGCAAGUGCCCAGAGCAAGGUGAAAGGAGAGGCUCUUUACUAAAUGUGAGGAGUGAUUUCCUUUAGUGAAGGAGGUAGUGAACAUUUUGGACUUGGCAUGGCAUUGUGUUGUGAUUGAUGUGGUUCUAGCAGAGAUUCAAGGGAAGGUCUGAUACCUUCUUUAGGCACUGAUGUGCUGAUAGUUGCUUAGGUACUGUAAUGUUACACCUCUCAUCAUAUGGAAACUCGACUAGGAAAAUGUUUGUUUUUGUAGAUUUCCCCUAGCGCAGUUCUUGUUUGCAGUGAAAAAGGUUUUGUUGCUAUCACUUAGCCUAUCUGAAUUGAAUAGCUUUUUAAGUUAAUAGCUUUAACUUUUUUUUCUCUCAUACAUGAUUUUUUUUUUCUUUCCCCUGUCUGGCAAAUCUCUAACUCCUUUUUGUUACUCUGACCACUCUGCACUGGACAGAAAGGAGUCCCUUCUUCACCUCUUGAAGUUGAAAAGUGUACUGAGAAAAGAAUGAAACUUGUGAUCCUCUGUUAGAUCUGGAAAACCUGCACCUUUAAGGACAGAUGUGGCUCACAAGAACAGCUUAACUUGGAUCAGAAGGCAGUGGAGAGGCAUCCUGGCGGCCCAGGGAGUAGUAGUUGUUAGUGCAUGAAUUCAUAUGGCAGCUUGAUUUUUUCCCUCUUCAUUGCUCUGUAUACCCUAUUGUGUAAUCAGAGCGAUCCACUCUUAUCUUGUGAUAGGGUUUUGGGCAUCUCUCUUGUGUAAGAGCAGAAAGAUUGAAAUGUUUGCCUGUCCAGGAUCUCUGCCUGGUUGUAAACCCCAGGUGGGCAAAACAAUCCUUUACUCUCAUGCUCUCAUCAUGUGGCCAUAUCUGUACCAGGAACCUUGUGGGAAGGCUGGGAGGUGGAAAGAGUAACAUCUUCAUGACAGUGACUGAUUGGUGUUAAAAGGCAAGAGGAGUAUUCAGGAGGGUUGCAGCAGUAGCUGUGUACAGAGCUGGUAAAAGUGGCUAUGUCCUGCCACCUACCUUUCUGUGCUGCUGAGCAUAGUUACUAUAGGUAGACUUAACACAUUCUUGUCUGGUUCUUUCUGUUCUUCACGCAAAUGCUUUUCACAUCAUGUAAAUUAUGAUAGCAUGAGCUAUCAGGUGUUACACAAAGCCAGCGGGGAAAUUUGUCAUUUUUAUGGUCUUUGUUUUUAUAGCUUGUAGACCUGGCUGUGAUCUCCUGAGACAGUGAGAGCUAAGAGAGGCAGUGCUGCAAGAAAUGCUAGGCAACAAUGGCAGGUGAAGACUGUGUAAGAAAACGCCAGUCUGGCUCCACUACAACCUACAAGAACUCUGAGAAUGAAGAAACACAGAGGAGACCUGAGAGUGAGAGGUCAUUUCAAAACUCAAGCAAUGGCCGGGUUGAUGUUGACCAUGUGAUAACAAGGAAAAUGCAGCUAAUAGCAGAAGCUGAGCAAUUGAAGCCAGCUUUCAUGAAGGAAGUGGACAGUCACUUCACAGAGUUUGUGAACAGUUUGGUGGCUAAAUCAGCACUCCUGGAUUCCUCAUCUUCAGCCUCCAUCUUCCCAGCUUCCUGCUCAGAAAAGGAACUGCACAAAGCCAAGGCCUUGAGGGCUCCUCCAGAACAUGGGAAGAUCUUUACUGCCAGGAGAUCCCUCUUGGAUGAGCUGUUUGAAGUGAGUCACAUCAGGACGAUCUACCACAUGUUCAUCGCUCUUCUCAUUGUCUUCAUCCUCAGCACACUUUUAGUAGACUUCAUUGAUGAGGGAAGGCUGGUCCUAGGAUUUGAUCUCUUGGUCUUUGUUUUUGGAAAGUUCCCGGUCGUCUUCUGUACUUGGCUGUGCAUGUUCUGUGCCACGGUUAUUGUUCCAUACAACCUUUUUGUCUGGUGGGCCCAAGUCUACUGCAGUUCCUCCCAUCGUGUAAUCCACUCUCUCUUCUAUGGGAUGUUGUUCACGCUCUUCCAAAUAGCUGGGCUUGGAUUUGGACCAACCUAUAUUGCGGUAUCAUAUGCCUUGCCUCCAGCUUCCCGUUUUAUUGUAAUACUGGAACAGGUUCGUCUUGUUAUGAAGGCUCAUUCGUUUGUCCGGGAGAAUGUACCUAGAGUCCUGUCGUCUGUAAAGGACAAGUCCAGCACGGUACCUAUUCCCAGAAUUUCUCAGUACCUGUACUUCCUCUUUGCUCCCACCCUCAUCUACAGAGACAACUAUCCCAGGAAUCCCAUGAUAAGAUGGGGCUAUGUAGCUACCAAGUUUGCACAGGUGCUUGGUUCGCUUUUCUACGCCUACUACAUCUUUGUGAGACUCUGCAUUCCUCAGUUUCGCAACAGCAGUCAAGAAACCUUCAAUCUUCGAGGACUGGUCCUCUGCAUCUUCAAUUCCAUCCUGCCAGGUGUACUGAUCCUCUUCCUGGUUUUCUUUGCAUUCCUUCACUGUUGGCUCAACGCGUUUGCUGAGAUGCUGCGCUUUGCAGAUAGGAUGUUCUACAAGGACUGGUGGAAUUCCACUUCCUAUGCAAACUACUACCGAACCUGGAACGUGGUAGUACAUGACUGGCUCUACUACUAUGCCUACAGGGACUUCCUCUGGUUUUUUGGUAAGAAGUUCAAAGCAGCAGCGAUGCUAUCUGUCUUCACAGUAUCAGCUGCUGUGCAUGAAUACGUUCUGAGCAUCUGCUUCGGCUACUUCUAUCCAGUUCUCUUUUGCCUGUUUACGUGCUUUGGAGUGGUCUUCAACUUCACCCUUAAUGACCGUCGGAAAGGGCCCAUCUGGAACGUGAUCAUGUGGACAUCCCUCUUCCUGGGCCAAGGUGUCAUCAUUUGCCUCUACAGCCAGGAGUGGUACGCCCGCCAGUACUGCCCUAUGGAAAAUCCCACGUUCCUGGACUACUUAAAACCACGCUCAUGGUCAUGUCACGUGAAGAUGUAAGAAUGCUAUGCUCUGGCCAUGUCAUCACAGAAAAUCAGAGUUGUCCUCCAAGUAUUUGGACCAAUGACCUAACUCACUACGGACUUUUUCUAAGGGAAGUUGUGCCUCCUGAUUAUUGGGGAGAAACUCUAAUUUUUUUAAAACAUUACUGAGGCAAACCAGUUGACCUGGAUUGCAACAGGCUUAAUAGGCAGCAUCCACUACGUGCUGUCCCACUUUGAGCCAUUUCCAUGCCAGUAAAACAUUGAGCUGGAGGUGGAGUCUACUGGAAUCUUCUCAUCCAGGAGUCCCCCCACGUUGCUGCUCUUCUGAACAACAGAUAAUCUAGUCAGAUUUGCUAAUAGCUCAUUGUUGGCAUCCGUCCAUCUUCCUCAGCCAUACCUUUGCAAUUUUUUUUCUCCUUUUUGCUAAUAGGUUGUCUAAAAAAACUUCUACUCCUUGUGAUCCUGUCUGCUGCUAUGAUGCAGACAAGUGGCAGAGAAACAGGAUAUUUGCCUCCUUGCUCUGAAAAUAGCCAAAGUUUUCCUGGGUGGCUUUGAACUGUAUUCUGUGCGUGUUGGCUGCCUACAGAUUUAAGAUGAGCAGAGAAAGAAGGGAUUGUCAAUUUACUUGUGGCUGUGUUGGAGAAUCAAGUUCAGAAGCAGGGCACAGUGUGUGCAGUCUUUAUAGCACUUUUUACACUUAAAAUUUGUUUUCUCUGUGCUCAUUAAGUUCCGAACUGACUUAAGGCAUUUUUGUUCUCUGAAGGCCCUUGUGACUUGAGGAAUAGUGUCUUUUUUUUUUUUUUCUUCUAGAUCUUCCUUUCUCUGGCUCCAGAUAAUCAAUUCUUUUAACACAGUUAACUUGUAAAAGAGCUUUUGCUUUAAUUUGGCAGGUGCUUUGAGGUAUACAAGUUAAGGCUUUCUUUAGUAAGAAAGAUUUGAAACGCUAUGACCCAACUGUAAGGAAACGCAAUCGACUUUACAGGUCCAUAGUGCUUUCUCAUCCAAAAUGACUACGCACAGCUCGAUAUGCCAGCACGUCUUGGUGUCUGUUGCCAAUGUGUAUUGUGGCAGCUUCGGUGGGAAAUAAGAGUUGACCCAGUGGCUGAAGUCAGAGCUGCUUUUUUCAUCUGCUGGUGUCUGCUCUUAUGUCAGGGAGGAUGUCAGGUGAAGAUUGGUUUCCUAGUAUUGCUCUCUUCUUAAGUUUUACUGGAACUGCAGCUCCCAUAAUUGGGGAGGGAGGGUAACCUGAUGGAGGUACCUUAACUCUGGUCACAGGGAUUUCUGAAUUACUCAGAUGUUCCUUAUUGGUACUUUUUGGUCACAGCUUUUCCUUACUGACCCAGGUGUUGGGUAUUACUGACCUGGCCUUACUGGCCUAGGUAUUGGGUACCAGCAGUAUUGGGGCUGUUGAUGGACUUGUCUCCUGAUAAGACUGUCUUUUGGGCUUCUAUUUUUACUAACCUGAGUCAAAAGUAAUUUCAGGAAAGCUAGGUGAUACUUCAACUCUUCCAGGUUUUCAGUUUUCUGUGAGAAGGAAUCCCACCCUUCACAAAGGACAUUGUGUCAGGUCAAAUUUGUCAAGUACAGCGUUUGCAUAUGUGGCUUUCCUGACAAUAUCUCCUACUAGAAGUUGUUUGUUGAAACAGUUGGGUUAAUUUCAGAGGAAGGAGUUCAUGUAUAUACUGAAACUUGGCAGUAUUAGAGUAUAAAAUCCUGAAAAUUAAAUGGGUUACUUUUUCCUCAUUCAGUUCGAUUAAUCCUAAAUCUUUCACUCUACCUUUUGUGGGAGGAAGGGUUAGAAUUGCUGGAGCAACUAAGAUUCCUUUUCCUUUUCUAAAAAAACCAACCAGACAAAAACCCCCACUCUUUGGCCAAACAGCUUUGUCACCUCCUUAAUACAGGAUGAAAUUCAGUCCAGUACUACUUAAUUGUGGUGCUCAACCCCCUUCUGUAUGGCUGUAACUGCACUCAAAUAGAGUGUGACGGAGCAGGGACUUGGUUUGUCCUCUUGAUGCCUGUGUCAGGUCUUGCUGCUGUCUUGGUGUUCUCAAAAGGAGAACAAAUCAUGGCGCUUUGGGCUGAGUUUUGGUGUUCCUCUCACGGCUGGCGCUGUCGUAUUCCUAAUAAAGAAUAUCAGUGUUUACUCUGUCAGCAUCCUCAGUGUUUGAAGCCUGAGGGCUCAAGCAUCUGACAAGCAAAAGGCAACCAGAAAGGGAUGCUCAGCUGUUGGAACUAGUCUCAGGUUUUGACAGGUUGAGAUUUUUAGCCUUGUAGAUCAAGGCAUCUGGCAACCGUGCUGUCAGGGCAUUAACAAUUGGGCUUACUUUCAAUUUCAUGGGUUUUUAAAUUGCUUUUGGAUGUGGGCUUAUUUUCAUUUUUCUCAAGAGUACUGGAGGGGAAAUACUAAGUCUUUUGCACAUUGCUUGGUUAAUUAGAGUCAAUUAUACCACGUUUGAGUUUUCUUAGGCUGCGAGUGCCAGAGCUGGCGCAGUAUGGUGUUCUGGUUAAUAAUGAGGAUGCUAAGGUUCACAACCUGCCCUUUACAAGUUCUUAAUAAUAGUAUACGCUGUUCUCUGUGGUUUUUCCCAACACAAGGAUUGUGCAGCUUGCUUCCAUGGUAACUCCCUCAGUUCUGAGGUGGGAAGCCUCUGGCUUUGGAAUGGAUGCCAGUACAGCUGCAGCUCCUUGCUCAAUAACAUCACAAAAAUCAGUAUUGAUAUGGUGAAAUGCAUCCCGGUUUUCAAGCAGAUAACGGUUUGUUCUCGGGAAGGACCAUGGCCCAGCACAAGCUGUGAGCAAGCCCAGGUGCUGUGUGGCAUCCAGGUUAUGAGCCAGCUGCCCGUGGUACCUCCCAGCCAGCUUCAGCCUCGUCUCUGUUCCCUGAAGCCAUCGCUGCCCCUGCGGGGGCGGGGCAGAGGCGCACGGGCAGAGGACGGUCCUGGCACCAGCGGUUCCCUGUAUGCAACCUGUGCUGUGUUCUGUCACGCAGAAGAGCUGUUUAUAAUCUACUGUAUUACAGCAGUUGAAAUAUAUUUUGCUAUUAGGGGAGGAAAAAAAAAAAUAAAUAUCGCCUUAGUCUGU